Exophiala spinifera is the source of this 3015-nucleotide messenger RNA. RefSeq lists its product as uncharacterized. NCBI's taxonomy places the organism in Eukaryota, Fungi, Ascomycota, Eurotiomycetes, Chaetothyriales, Herpotrichiellaceae. Gene Ontology annotation, molecular function: sequence-specific DNA binding; zinc ion binding; DNA-binding transcription factor activity, RNA polymerase II-specific. Bases 1 to 3015 code for a protein of 1004 amino acids. The record is from RefSeq and is a predicted model, not a curated record. Gene Ontology annotation, biological process: DNA-templated transcription; positive regulation of transcription by RNA polymerase II. The transcript is spliced from 2 exons.
AUGACCUCGACCGCCUCUUCUCCCACGAGCGCAAGCCUCAAGCGAGCGUAUCAGGCCGACGAGCCCUCUGUGGCCCCUACCAAGUCACCUCCACAUAGUUCGUUGUCGGCCACUUCGGCCUUCAGAAACGUUUCUGCAUGCAAUCGUUGUCGCGUCCGCAAGAAUCGCUGCGACCAGCGACUACCUGCCUGCAGCACCUGCGAGAAAGCCAAUGUUAGCUGUGUGGGCUUCGACCCCAUCACAAAGCGGGAGAUUCCUCGAAGCUAUGUCUACUACCUCGAGACGCGCCUGGCGUACUUCGAGCAGCUGCUCAAGGCCAACGGCGUAUCCUUUAACGCUGCAGACGUCUAUGGGGCAGAGUCCAAGGAGCUAGGAGAUGCCAGUCAAUCGCCUGCCAGCAUAAAGACAGCGUGGCUAGGGUCACAGUCUCCUGCCAAAGACUCGCCGCAGGCCAUCAAACAAGAAGAAUGGGACAAGAAGCAAGAUGACGCUGAAAGUCUCAACAAGUUGGUGUCGAACAUUGGAAUGGUCUCGGUUCAAGGCGCAUCCGAUGCCCGCUACUUGGGUUCGACGUCCGGUAUAUCGUUUGCGAGGGUCGUCCUGGCCGCCGUCAAGAGCUCAGUGUCCAGCAACAAUUCAGAAAGAACCGGGAUGCGACCUAGUCGUCCGGUGUCGAACAAUGUCGCGACGUCCGGAGGUAGCUCGAUGAGGGACUCUUACUUUGGUCUUCAGACGAAUCCAACCAUGAGAGAGGCUCCUUUCCCGGAUAGAGAACUCGGAGCCAAGCUUGUCAACCUUUACUUCGAGCAUGCAAAUCCCCAAAUCCCCAUACUUCACCGCGGCGAGUUCAUGGAUUUGUUUGAGCGUACUUAUUCCACCGAGCCGUCAAGACGAACCAGUCGCGAAUUAUAUCUUCUCAACAUUGUCUUCGCCAUUGGGGCCGGCAUCAUCUGGGGUUCGUCUGAUCCGCAGCCGAAUUCACACCAAGGGGAUUACAUGUCGAAAAGGCCAAGGUUAAGCAGCCAACAGGCUCAGCCAGAGGAGUACCAUGCCUCGGCAAUAGUCAACCUUGGUUCGUUUUUGAGUGGCAGCUCAUCUUUGGAAUCAGCCGAACGCUCGAAUGGCGACUUGGAGGAACUUCAGGCUGUCUUACUGCUUUGUGGCUUUGCCCUCCUGAGACCAGUGGCUCCUGGUCUAUGGUAUAUCGUCGGCGUAGCGAUGAGGUUGGCUGUCGACCUUGGCCUACACUAUGAGGACGGGUCUGCUCUCGACGAUGACACUGAAGGGCAAAGUACCACGGGCAACGGGUUCAAUAACAUGGACUCCGCAACCAGCAGACAUGUAGAUGCUAAACAAAAAGGACGACGGGAGUGGAUUCGUGAUUUACGCCGACGGCUGUGGUGGUGCACGUACACGUUCGACCGUCUCGUCAGUGUAUGCGUGGGUCGACCCGUCGGUAUCACCGAUCAAGUCGUGACCACCGAGUUUCCCUCGUUGCUGGACGACAAAUACAUAACGCCAAAUGGCUUUUCAUACCCAAGAACACCAAACGAGCCCACUUAUAAGCGCGUGGCUCAUCAUUAUCUACGACUCCGGCUAUUACAAUCGGAGAUCCUUCAGGUGCUACAAUAUCAGCAGGCGCAACAAGCGCGCCGCAAUGGCAGCAACCGACGAAACCAGUUCAUGCACACCAAACUUCCUUCGCCCUUUAUGAGCAGAUUCGACUCGUUCCGCUCGUGGAGACGAGACAUCGAUCAGCGCCUAUACGACUGGAAGGAGUCUGCACCCGAAGCCGCUGAGACUGGUGUCGGCUUCUCAAUACAGUUUCUAGAACUGAACUACUGGCAAGCUGUGAUCAUGUUGUAUCGGCAGAGCCUGAGUGUCCCAGCACCCCUGGCGAACGAGCUGAGUCCAACGGAGGAUGUUUCUAGCCCUUCGAGUCUCAGGAUCGAGGAGAAGGAAGACGAGGACCUCGUGUUUCUCAAAUGUGCCGAGGCGGGCCAGAAGACCUUGAAGCUCUAUCGGCAGCUCCACCGCCUGCGCCUCGUCAACUACACCUAUCUCGCAACUCACCACCUCUUCAUGGCUGGUAUUUCAUUCUUAUACGCCGUUUGGCAUUCACCGGCCGUGAGAGCCCGAUUGACUCUUGAUGAUUUCGACUUUACAGUCCUCGCAGCUACUUCGGUUCUUGGCGACCUUAUGGAAAAAUGUCCACCAGCAGAAGCAUGCCGCGAUGCAUUCGAGCGAAUGAGCAAAGCCACUGUGCAGAUGUGCAUGUCGACGCCGGGAUUCGGAUUCUCGACCGAUCGUGAAGAAUCUCAACCCUCGCUCUCGCGACAAUCGAGCACGCAAACCACCACUACUACGGUCCCCAUGCAGGUUGAUUCGUACCCCCUUCCACCUAUUGCACCAAAGCCCUCUGCGAAGCGGCCACCUCCAAAGUUCGACAUGGAUCUCCGAGAACUCUUCCCGGAAGAUCCCGAACCCAGCACCCGCCCAUCCUACUCCUUCCCUCAACCAUUACGGGGUCUCCAGAGACCACCGACAUUCCAGCAGCAAAUGCAACCGCCAGGGAAACUACAACAACAGCAACAGCAACAGCAACUAUCUCCUCGUCAACCACAAAUGUCCCCUGCGUCGAGUGUCAGCUCCCAUGUCAACAGCACCGCGAGUGCCCAGAGCAACGCUCCCAAUAGCAACUAUUUCAACCAGAAUCGACCUCCGAAUCCUCAACAGCCAUACUAUAUGCAGAACACAUAUAAUCCGGACUUUAUGUCGUCCUUACCUGGGAUGGACUUUUUAAACAAUGCCACGGGGCCGGGCGCCGACGACUUUGACUUUGACGCCAACGGGUUGGAUCUCGGGUUUGGCAUGGGCCUCGAUUUUCAGCAUGAUUGGAGUGACGGGCAGCAAUAUGACUUGUUUGACGGUUUCUUCUUUGGCAACGGCCUAGGUUAUGGUGGUGGAGGUAGCGGCAGCGGUAAUGGGAAUGGCAAUGGCGGUAUGAAUGGUUGA